Messenger RNA from Phytophthora nicotianae INRA-310, 393 nucleotides. RefSeq lists its product as hypothetical. The record is from RefSeq and is a predicted model, not a curated record. Lineage: Eukaryota; Oomycota; Peronosporomycetes; Peronosporales; Peronosporaceae. The coding region runs from base 1 to 393 and encodes 130 amino acids. The transcript has a single exon.
AUGGAGUUGCAAUUACAAAAGCGAGCGACCUUGAAGCAUUCAAGACAACGUGCGUUCUUCGUUCCGAGACCGAUCAUGCUGGGACCACAGCUGAAGUCUGCUUUCAACAGAUUGUGGAUAGACUUCUCCAGCGCUGGGAUUCAAGUUUUCAAGCUACUACGGUGGUGUGGAGGAUGUGAGCAAACCGCCAAACAAGAAACGUUGACCGAUCGACGUGGGAAGCAGCAAUUAUGCAAGAUCCACCAACUAUUAUCGUCCCUCUACUUUGACCAACAGACACGCAACGAGAACAACAGUUAUCCAUCAUUACACAGUCUGCUCGUGUUGCAAUGGCUUGUGUGGAUAGGUUUACGGCCGAUAUUCAUCAAGUUCGCAGAGACUGGAAGGCAUUAG